AGCGGUGCACGGUGCAGGUCUCAGUGCACUGCCAGGCAGCCCUCCCUGCCGCUGGCCCGCCGCCAGGCAGCAUUAAUAUAAUAAAGUGCCUGAUAAAGGGAAUCGGCUGACGGGUCACGCUUGCAUGUGCAGUUAGCCCUCUUUAGCCAACGGGGGAGCGGUAAUGGAGCAGGGGUUGCCGUCUCCUGAUUGUUUGCUUUAUCAGAAAAUUGAAAACCAGGAUGAACUGCUCAGAAGGGCUGUCACGACCAUGGAGGACUCAGGAGCCUAUCAAGAAACACAGAUGCUGCGGGAGAAAAGUGGAAAGUGAUGUACAGCCUCUGGGAGCUGCUAAUCCUUCCCGAGAGAGGCAGGAUGGCGGGUAAGGUGGGAGCAGGCAUGUUGCCUCCAGUUACAGGGGGCUGUUGCAGCAGAGGGAGGCCAAGGGUGAAGGGAAAGGGGGCACAGAGCAAGCAGGGCCCCUGGCUCUGGUGGUCCUGGUGUCCUGGGAAAACCAGGGCUGGGAGUUGGACACUGGAUGAGCAGGCGGAAGGGUUUGUCAGCACCAGCAGCCGGGAUCUGGUGACCCGGGGAGGGGCACGGACCCGUGGCUCAGCCACGAGCUGACCAAGCUCUGUGCUCUUCUUGCACCUCGCGGACUGCCCUUGCCACGUGCCGUGUUUGCUGGGUUUGGCUAAGAAAGGAGACUGCAAGGAGCCAGAUGUUUAAGAAAGUCACCUCAGCUAGAGCUCAGCAGCAUCUCCACCAAACUACUCAAACCCAAGCAGCCUCUAAAAGCCCCGUCCCAGCAGAUGUCCCCUCACCCUCCACAGGGGCACAGGACAGGUCAGCCGUGAUGUUCCCUGCAGGGACAGAGAUGCAGCAGCAGAGUUCAGCUGAGUCCCACAGGGCUGCCCAUCAGGGCCACCCUUUGCAGCCCUGGCAUGCAAUGAGUGUUCUGGGUUGCAUCCUUUGGCAGAGAAGUGCCAAAAAGUGCCUCGUUGGCAUGGAUGGUGCCCGUUCCUGCAGUGAAGCUGGCAACGGCAGGGCAAGAGGAAAAAGAUGGGGAAGGGAAGCACCUGGGGGCCAUGCCAUGAGCGGGCUGUGUGUGUGUGUGCUCAUCAGGGAUGCCAGAAAACAGGGGAGGCAGACGAGGGGUGGAGGGGAGAGAAAAAAUACGGAGUGAAGAAGAGUCAGAGAUUUCUAGGAAUGCUUCAUGCCCAGCCGCAGCCUCUCAAGUGGCAUUUCUCUGAAGCCCACCUGGCACCUCAGUGGUACAGCACACUCUGCCCCACACCGGCACAGAUCCUUCCCCUGCCUUGCUCAAAAAUUCCCCGGGGGAAACGCAGGCUUGGCACCCUUCAGAGGGAGGAGGGUGGGGAGAGCAGUCUCCUCCCAACCCUGUGCCCAUCAGCCACAUUUUCUGGCUCAGUGACCCGGGUGCUGUAGCCGUCAGCGUGCUGGUUCCCCAGCACCAUUUCCAGCCCCAGCACCUGGCAGGCUGUUGCUGCCCGAGCUCCUGGCAGCAUCGCCCAGCCGCUCUCAUCACCCAGCAGCGCUCUGCCGCGUGAGCAAGCUGCUGGCUGCCCAUAGCAGCGCAUGACCCAGCCGGUGGGGAGGCUCCUGCCCGCACUCCCAGUGUCCCCCAGCGUCCUGCCAUGGACAGGGGACCAAAGCCACCGCACCUAUAAAAAAAAAAAGCCUAGUGACACUGAUGCCCGGGUCCCCUUCUGACACAAGUGUCCAUGAAGGGCCCAUGCAUGGGCAUGGGGAGGGAAGGAGAAGGGGGCUUCUCCCUUCUGGAGCAGCUCCUGGGCACGGCAGGGAACCGGGAGCUGCCUGGGGCUGCACGUGCCACGCGGCUGGGGCAAAUCCUGCCGGCCAAGUACAGCACCUUGGUGUGCGGGCUUUGGGUUCAGAGCGGAUGCUUUCCCAUUUGGGGUGUUGAUCUCUGCCUGCUCAGAUUUGGGAGCGAGCGUGGCCACUGAGAAAGCAACUCGGGCUGGGUGUCAGCAGCUGUGCUCAGACCAACCCUGGUCGUCUUCACUGUCAUUAGGGUGUCACCGAACGUGGAGGACCAGCAAUGAGCCUGGCAGGGCCUGGGCAGAGGUCAGCGCUGGAUUGCCUUGGGCAGAGGGGGCUCCCAUGGCCAAAAUCCCCCGCCUGGGCUCCGAGGGCCCCACAGGUGCUGCGGUUGCCGUGGGGGGAUCUGGCAGCUGCGAGAUGCUCUUUGCAGGGUGACAGAGGUCCUGGCUGGCCUCAUACUGACGGCUCUGAAACACAGAAAUUGCAGUGUUUCAGUGCUGGGGAAACAGUGCAUUUCUGAGCACAGGGAGGAGAGAGAAAGUCCCCAUGUCCUGUCCCUGCUGUCACGGCCCUGCACCAUAACCCGCCGUGUUUGAGCCUGUCCCCAUCCCUGCUGGAGAGGGAGGUUUCUCUGCCCUUGUUACUCCUGUGGAAGUGUGGGGCACCUCUUUCCUCUCCCAGUUUCAGAUGCUAUUUGCAGCUUGUUUUUCUCUUGUGUCAUGUCUUGUUUACACCAGAUUACUCUCCUAUUCUUUCAGCUUCAGUAACUCCUCUCCUCUGCUGAGGGAGACGAUUUCCCAGGAAAAGCCACUUCUCUGGGCAGCGCCGGACACUUCUGAGAGUUUGCUCUGCUAAUUCCCUGCUCUUUGCAGCUUCUUAUCUGCUGCCAGAGGCACAGGCAGGGCCAUGCCUGCUCCUAAAUUCCCUUAGGCAAAAUCAUGACGCUCUGCCCUGAGCUGGGCACGCUCCCACACAGCCCUCAGAGGCUGGCACCAGUGUGCGGUGCCACCGACGGCAGUGACGGCUCCGCAAGCCUCUCUGCAGCCUUCCUCCCCCGAGCAUCAUCGCUGAGCUGGGACAGAGCCGGGCACCAAUCCGCUUCCCCCCAGCACACCGGGCCUUGGGCCAGGGAGGCCGUGGACCACGUUUCCCUCUGCUGCCAGCCCAUCUGCAGGGCCAUGGCCUGGAGAGGCCAGCCCAGGGACUUUCAAGGCUUUAAAGCUCUUUAUCUUAUACCAGGGAGGGAAAAAGCCUCUGGGGUGUUGGGGGAUCGAUUCCCAUGGUGGGCGCACCACUUCCUUGGUCUGGUACAAGCGCAUGGUCCCCACCUGCCACCUCCGUCCCCUGCACGGCCAUCCCCUGCUGCUGUCCCUUGGCUUUAUUCCACCAGACCACAGUGAAAGGGGGUCCCAUGUCCCCUCCAGACGUGCUGGGGACCGUGGCUAACACCAGGUGGGUCCCCUGCCCAGUGCCAGGCUGUGCCUGGCGGCCCGGAGCCGCGAUGUUUGCCCCCAGCUGUGCCCUGCCAGCCCUCACCCCCGGGCCAAGCCAGGUCCAGCGUCCAUCAAGCCAAAACGGUGGCUGCACCCACCUGGACCCACUUGGCUCUGCCCUCCAAGCUGCUGCCAGCCACCAAUGUCCCCACUUAACUGCUGCAAAAAGCACAGGUAAAUAUUUACUCCUCAGAGAAAGGGCUCUGUUUGCUUUCCUGGCAGCGGGGCUGCAGCGGGGCAGAGCUCUGAAGGGCUGGGUGCCUUCGCAGGAGCCAUGCGAGGCGUCGCUGUGCCUCUCAUGCUGUCCUCGCUGCCAGCAGGGCUGGCGUCGCUGCUCCCGCAAGGCAAGAGCCUCCGGGGGAGGAGGGGACCCUCGUCGGCCAGGUUCAGCCCCUCGCCGCAGCGCUGAGCUCAGCUUGGCAUCCUGCUAUGGGUAAGUUGGCUCAGUGCCUCGGUUUCCCCAUGGGGCUGUGCAGGCUGGAGGAGAUGGGUGAGCGGUGAUGCCCUGGCACGAGGAGGGUGCUUUGGGGUGCAGGACCCUCGGGGCAGGGGUCCCUGCACUGGAGACCCCUGAAUCCAGGCUGCUCCUCAUAUCCCGGCCGUGCGCGCUGGGGCUGAGCCCGGGUGCGAGCUGGCAGCACCGGCACGGGAGCCAAGCAGCCGUGCCCGGAUCCAUCUUCCAUGAAGGAGGCAGGUCUCCCUGCCCCUUCUCCAAAUCCCUGUCCCAUUCCCCGCAAGGUCUGCUUGAGUUCAGCCACCAGACGCUCUCCCAGCUCUGUCCUGCCCAACUCCACCAAACGCCUCGUGCACGGCGAGGAAGGUGCUGGGACCGGCCCAGCCCAGAGGUGGCACUGGGGUGGCACAGCCCUGUCGCGGUCACCUCACCUGGGCCAGGUGCCCCCGGACCUCUGGGUCCUGCCAGCCCCUCGCAGCACUGCCGUGGCGGAUGGACGGACGGACAGACGGACGGAGCCGCGGGGUGUGCGGGCGUGCAGGGGUCUGGAUUGGGAGCCGAGGUGCGGCGGGCUCGCAGUGCCCUCUUGCGUCGCAGGGAGCGGCAGCGCAGCGCCCAGCCUCCUCCCCCCGGACCCCGACCCCCCUUCCCAGCCCAGGCACAGCCUGCUCACGGAUGGCUUUUCCCUCCAGCGCAUCCCCGCCGCCUUCCCUCUUGCACGCGCGCCACGAUAGGGCCGCGGCCCCCACUGCCUCCCCUUCACCGUCUCCUCGCAAACUCCUAGAGGGAGGCUGGGGGAGGCUGGAGGACCUCGACCCUUGCAGAGCAAGGAGCAUCUUUUCUGCAGCGCUGCUUUCCAAGCAAGGAGCCAGCCUCUGCCAAAGCCAUGAAUCCCUAUGGCAACUGCUCCAGCCCCGAGUUCCCCCUGCCCCAGGGAGACUUUGCCGCGGAGCCCAUCAGCCCAGAUUUCUGCAACAGGACUCACCCGGGGGCCUUGUUCGACCCCAAGGAUGCCAACCUGACAGAGGAGCAGUUGCGGGAUAAGUACCUGGGGCCUCGGCGGUCCAGCUUCUUCGUCCCCGUCUGUGCUGUCUACCUGCUGAUCUUUGUGGUGGGGGCUGUAGGCAACACGCUCACCUGCGUCGUCAUCCUCCGGCACAGGUUCAUGAGGACGCCCACCAACUACUACCUGUUCAGCCUGGCCAUUUCCGACCUGCUCGUCCUCCUGCUGGGGAUGCCACUGGAGCUGUAUGACAUGUGGAGCAACUACCCUUUCCUCCUGGGUGCCAGCGGCUGCUAUUUCAAGACGCUGCUCUUUGAGGCUGUCUGCUUUGCCUCCAUCCUUAAUGUCACGGCCCUGAGUGUGGAGCGCUACAUCGCUGUGGUUCAUCCCCUCAAGGCCAAGUACGUAGUGACCAGAAACCAUGCCAAGAGGGUCAUCAUCACCAUCUGGGUCAUGUCGGUCAUCUGCUCCAUCCCCAACACCAGCCUCCAUGGGCUGCAGCCUCUCUAUGUGCCAGGCCGGGGGCGUGUGCCAGAUUCGGAGAUCUGUACCUUGGUGAAGCCACGCUUGACUUACAACCUUAUCAUCCAGAUCACCACCAUCCUCUUCUUCUUCCUGCCCAUGGGGACCAUCAGCAUCCUGUACUUGCUCAUUGGCCUGCAGCUCAAGAAAGAAAAGAUGCUCCAGGCCUUGGGAGCCAAGUCAGGGGGCGGCUAUGACUCCCACAACACUCGGGGGCAGAAGAAAGUCAAGAGGAGGCAGGUCACGAAGAUGCUGUUCGUGCUGGUGGUGGUGUUCGGGAUCUGCUGGGCGCCCUUCCACACCGACCGCCUCGUCUGGAGCUUCGUCUCCACCUGGACCAGCCACAUGCUCUACAUGUUCCAGUACGUCCACAUCAUCUCGGGCGUCUUCUUCUACCUGAGCUCAGCAGCCAACCCCAUUCUCUACAACCUGAUGUCCACCCGCUUCCGGGAGAUGUUCAAGGAGGUGAUGUGCCACCCUGGCCGCCGUGUGCUGGGCUCACAGAAAUACUCACCCAGCGUCACCCGCGUCACCACCCGCAGCACCGAGUGCGAGCACGUGCCUGGCACCAAUGGCCUGCCCCUCUCUGACGCCGAGGAGUACGAGAUGGAGGAGCUGGAGGCGGGCCAGGCCAGCACACAAAUGACGUCCCUCUGCUGAAGUGUAAGAGGACGCAGAGGGACCAGAACCAGCUUUCUCCACCACCAGCUUCCAUCUGCACUCAGCAUCGCUGUGGCAAGGCAGAGCCCUGUGGGGACCGGGGCAAGCGAGAGUGAUGGAAAGCCCCCGUCUCUUCGUGCCGUCCUGCUGGGAUUUGAACGCUGUCAGGCUGGUCUCCUCGACAUGGUGGCGCUGGCCAUCCCUCGCUGUGCUGCGCCCCGGUUACGUUGCACCCUCUGCUCUGGGCACCAGCCAAGGGUGGGCAGCUCUCAUGGCACUGGGACGGCUGCCUUCCUCAUUGCUGGGAUUUGCCAGCAACGCCCCCAAACCACCCCAGCACCCCCUGUCCUGGCAGAAUAAGCCUGUGGGCGCAGGUGGCAGGGCUGUCCCACGCCCCGGGCUGUUUUGGGAUAUCACGUUGGAUGGGUACCUGGAGAGGCGCUUGCACCCAGGCCAAGGCCUGCUGUGUUGGGAGAGGUUCACACCUGAUGGAGCUGGAAAAAAAGAGGCUUUCGGGUGCCUUUUUCCCUCGAUACCUUUCCAAGGCCCUCACACUGAUGUGCCCCUGAUUUUCUUGCACCUCCUGUUGGUCCUGCUGCAUGCAGGGAACCGGGUCUCAGCUUUAAGCAAAAGGCCAGGUUCUGCCUCUUGGUGUCCAGCCGCAGGGUUGGUUUAUGGCUCAUUUCUCCCAGCUUUCCUCCAGUAUCUCCAUUCCCAUGAGCGCAGGAGAAGGAAAACAGCCAUUCUCUCCUAAGCACAGGACUCCAGGAGCUGGAACUCACAGGAAAAAAUAACCCGAAGCAGGAGGACUGGCAGAGCUGAGCUCUGCCCCGUGGCUCCUCGUGAAUGCGAUUGCCCUGACCAGGAGCACCAGGCUGUUUCCAGGGUGGAGGAAUAUCCCUGUCCCUUCCCCGGGUGCCCUGUGAACAUGCCUGGCGUCCCUCCCCAGUGAACACUUGGCAGCCGAUGCGGAGUCUGUCUCGUGCCAUGGCUCUGCAAGAUCGCUUGUACUCCCGACAAAAGCAGGAGCCUUGCCUGGCGCUGGGCAGGUGGUGGGAUGCGUUUUGCCACCGGUGCAGGCUGACGCUGCAUGGUGCUGGCUCCCUCCUCUUCCUCAGCUCAGCAUGGCCUGCUGCGCCCCCGCUGCGGGGGGAGCGGGGAGCCCUCCUCCAUCUCCGGUGUGUGCAAGCUCAUCAUCACUCGAGAAUUAAACAUCAAAGCCGUU
Dromaius novaehollandiae (emu) is the source of this 7142-nucleotide messenger RNA. It is a transcript of the gene NMUR1, whose product is annotated as neuromedin U receptor 1. The coding region runs from base 4619 to 5917 and encodes 432 amino acids. Gene Ontology annotation, biological process: neuropeptide signaling pathway. NCBI's taxonomy places the organism in Eukaryota, Metazoa, Chordata, Aves, Casuariiformes, Dromaiidae. The record is from RefSeq and is a predicted model, not a curated record. Gene Ontology annotation, molecular function: neuromedin U receptor activity. The transcript has 4 exons. Gene Ontology annotation, cellular component: plasma membrane.